Messenger RNA from Terrapene triunguis (Three-toed box turtle), 2331 nucleotides. RefSeq names its product ankyrin repeat and death domain containing 1A (gene ANKDD1A). The transcript has 11 exons. Gene Ontology annotation, molecular function: protein binding. Bases 468 to 1775 code for a protein of 435 amino acids. Gene Ontology annotation, biological process: signal transduction. Lineage: Eukaryota; Metazoa; Chordata; Testudines; Emydidae. The record is from RefSeq and is a predicted model, not a curated record.
GCCGAGGGAGAGCAAGAUUGGGAUGUGUGGGAAAGAAAGAAAGGAUGUGUUUGCAGCUGAGGUUUGCAAAGAACAGGAGACGUGUUCUUCAUGGCAGAAACUGCAGAGGAGAAGGUCCUUGCGCCUACAGGGAGGAGACUGUGUGGAGGGACAGAGAAGGCCAGUGCUGACUGACAGUGGGAGCCAAAGGGCACUGGAGAGACAAGAUAGGCAAGAGCAAGCCCAUGAGGCAGGUUUUGAAACCAGGAAGGCAAUUUCAGUCUGGCUCCUGAAAUGGAUGGGAAGCCGGUGGAGCUGGAAGAGGACUGGGGUGACGCAUUCAUGCUUCUGUACAUGUGGGAAGGCAGGGAGCAGCAUUGUGCACACACUGAAGUCUGGAGGGCUGGGACUUCAGCAGGCAAUAGGAGAGGUAGACACCUAGCCAGUGAAUUAUCCUUCCUAAUACCCAUUUAUAAUGAGUGAGUGAGAUGCAGGAAACGUUCAGCAGGAACAGCAAUUACUUCUUGCUUCUGCUCAACACCACCACUUACCGUAUUGCCUGUCUUGUCUUUUCUCGUGCUUCAGUGCUUCAUUCAGAAAAAGAAUUCCACGAUGCAGCAAAGCGGAACGACAUAGCCAGGAUGCAAGAGCUCAUCAGGACAAGGGUUAACGUCAAAGCCAAAAACAAUACAGACAGGACUGCUCUGCACUGGGCCGCUGGAGCCGGGAACGAGCAAGCCGUGCGGCUGCUGCUGGAGCACGAAGUCCCGGUGGACGACAAAGACAGUUUUGGAAUGAACGCACUCCUCCUCUCUGCUUGGUUUGGCCAUCUGCGCGUUCUUCAGAUCCUCGUGAACGCCGGUGCCAAGAUCAACUGUGUCAAUAAGCUUGUUCUGCUGUGUUUCCAGGAAGGUCUGACUGCUCUGCACUUGGCUGUGGAGGGAGGCCACUACGACUGCGUGAAACUCCUCUUGGAAGCUGGUUGUGACGUUAAUGCCCAAACCCAGAAAGCGAUGACCUGCCUUCAUUAUGCAGCUCUCCAUGGCUAUGAAGACAUGGCCAGGGUCCUUAUUGAUGCAAGAAUCUACAUAGAUGCAGUUAAUCAUCAAAAUGCAUCAGCUGUGCACAUUGCAGUGCUGCAGAACUUCCCAGCCAUCGUUAAACUCCUCAUCGACACAGAGUGCAACCUGGACAUCCCGGAUAACAGGCAGCAGACACCACUCCAUAUCGCUGCAGAACACGGGAGACAAGACAUAGCUGAGAUGAUUCUCAUAGCAGGAGUUAACCUGAAGUUAAUUGAUAAGCAAGGAAAAACAUCCCUGGAUGUAGCUGCCCGGGGUAACCAUAUCAACUUGGCGGACAUGAUUAUCAAAGCGGAUCGGUUUUACAAAUGGGAGAAGGACAAUCUCAGCAGUGACUCCGACUCCUGGGUGGCAAAACACUUAACCUUUAAACAAGAUCACAGGCUGGAAACGCAGCACAUUCGCUCAGUGAUGUGGAGAUUAGCUACUAAAUACCUCAAACCCAACGAAUGGAAGAAGCUUGCACAUUACUGGAAAUUCACUGAUGCACAUAUCAGAGCCAUUGAGCAGCAGUGGGCAGGUACUAAAAGCUACAGGGAGCAUGGCCACAGAAUGUUGCUUAUUUGGCUUCAUGGUGUGAUCAUGGCAGGAGACAAUCCAAUCAAAGGACUAUAUGAAGGCCUGGUGGGGAUUUGUAGAAGAGACUUAGCAGAAAGUAUUAGGAAAAAGGCAAAUGCAGAAUCCACUUCUCCAAGGAAGUGUACAGCAAUGUAACGACUGAAGGGGAAAUGACUGUACGAUGCUGCCUCUGCUGACUUUUUCUUAGAACUACAGCGAUUGAACCUGAAGCAUUCAACUCUUCACCAAAAAGUGGCCAUAAAACUUUUAAGGGCUUCUUGUCAUGACAAGUGGCACUUCUGCUGCUUCCACUUGAGAUCAGGUAAACUAGGAGACACAUCAGCACAUGCUAAUAAUUUUAAAACAUCUUUAUAUCAGUGUGGGGUUUAUUUGCUGUUUCAUAGAUGCUGGUGACUAUAAUACAAGCUAAGUGAAAAGUCUCAUUUGUGAUACUGUGACUACGUUUCAAUCAGGACUCUGAUAUUCUUUUACUGUAAUUUGUUUACAUCUCGUUUUUUGUAUGUAUAAUUUUUUUUAAUUGUCUUUUAUAAGUUACAAAGGGGAGAACCUUUCUAUUUAACAUGUAGUAAGAUGUGUUCUUUACCCAAACAUCUUCAGUUUUUGUCCAUGUCACCUGUGGUUUACUGUGGGAGGAAUGCUCAAUUGUUUAGCUGCUGGUGUCGUUACAUUUGUUGGGGGGGGGGGUGUUGGG